AUGGGCAAAUAUGAAGAAGCCAAACCAGUAAUGGAACAAAGUAUAAAGAUAUAUGAGAUGUGUAAUUUUGGUGAGUUGCCACCUGACCUUGCCGGGUGUCUCAAUAAUUUGGCACUGUGCUAUAGAAAUCUUGGCCAACUAGACGAAGCAGAUUUACUGUAUAAAAAGUCAUAUGACAUGACAGUGAAUGCGGUAGGUGAGAAGCAUACUGACGUAGCUGAGAAACUCAUAAACUGGGGAGUAUUUGACGUAUCCAGAGGUAGCUUUGAUGAGGCAUUACAAAAAUAUAAUCAAGCACUAGAAAUAUACAAGGAUACAUUUGGUGAAGAACACGUUCAAUGUCUGAAAGCAUUAGAGAAUAUUGCUGGUGCUUACGUUCAUCAAGAAAAAUAUGAAGAAGCUCAUCCAUACUUCAAGAAAGCCAGUGAGACCCUUCAUAAGCAAGGUCGGCUUGAUGUUUCUCAUCCUCACCUCAACAAUUUGAUGUUGGAGUAUUAUCUACGAAACAAUGAGGACGAGGCAUAUAAUUUGCUGGAACGAAUCAUACACGCAAAGUGGGCCACUGACCGAAUGUUUGCAGGUUUGGAGUACUUUGAUAAGAAGCUCCCAGAAAAUGAACGGCCAAUGAGGCCGUAUGAGUCAACAGUGGAAUAUGCACUCACAAAAUUUCCCAGCAGUAUGACUUUACUCAAGACUAGAGUUCCCGGUGCCAGCAGAUGUGGUGACUACCAAUCAAUAAUAGACAUACUGGACAAGGGCGACUUCCCACACGAUAUCUUCUCCGGCAUCUACCAAGCAUUUGUACAAAAUGACUACAGAAGGGAAGGACUGAAAAUCUUAUAUGUGGGUCAUACAAAGUACCCUGAAGAUGUUCUCACACUGCACAACAUCGGCAACUGCCAUGCAUUUUAUAAAGAAUAUGACAGAGCAGUUGCGGCAUUCUGCAAGAUUCUUGACAUUGAGCCGAAUAAUACCGACACCCUGAUUUCACUGGGCAGUGUCUAUGCAAUUCAGGGAGAAGUCGAUAUGGCAAAGUCGGUUCUGGAAAAAGCUCUGGAAAUUGCAAAGGAAAAUGAUCUUCCUGAUGUAACUGAAAAGGCAAAUGAAGCACUUGGACUGCUUGAUUCGUAUUUGCAAGCAAUCGACCCAGACGCAGAACUAGAGAAAGAAGCUGAUGCACAGCAGGAAGAUGAAAUGAAGAGCGAUGGAGAGAAGCAAGAUGAUCCCCAUCAAAAAGAUGCUGCUGAGAAUGCAGAGGAGAAUGUUGAACAACCACAAGAAGAGGAGAAACCACAAGAUGUUGAUGGCGAUGUGAAUCAAGAUGGAGAACAAUCGACAGCGGAAGAGAAUCAAGAUGCACAAAAUAAUGAUCCUGAGCCGGAUUUGAAAGAGGAGUCUAAAGAAGAUGAUGAAAAAACUGGUGUUGAAGGCACAGAGCAAGUAGAUGGUGAUAGUGAAAAAAAAGAUGAAGAAGCACCAAAAGAGGAGACGACAGCUUCAGAUGGGAUACAAGAUGACAAAUCACAAGUUGAAGCUGACGAUGAAAAGAAAGCAUCCAGCGAUAUUGUAAAUACAGAGGAAGCUAAAGACAGUAGUGACGAGCUACCACAAGAGGAGGAUGGAGAAAAAGUGUUGACAGAUGAGGUUGAUCAAGAGAAAACAAAGGAAGAGUAAAAAGAUAUGUUCUGAACAAUGUAAAAUUUCUAUGAGCUCAUGAAUAUUUUCACAAUGUUUUAUAAUAUUUUUAUUGUACAUUUUAUUAAAAAAAAUGAAGUACAUAUAUACAUCACAUU
Messenger RNA from Saccoglossus kowalevskii, 1793 nucleotides. RefSeq lists its product as uncharacterized. Gene Ontology annotation, molecular function: protein binding; ATP hydrolysis activity. Gene Ontology annotation, cellular component: Cul4-RING E3 ubiquitin ligase complex. NCBI's taxonomy places the organism in Eukaryota, Metazoa, Hemichordata, Enteropneusta, Harrimaniidae. The record is from RefSeq and is a predicted model, not a curated record.